AUGGCUGCAGUCCAGCGAAUGACCCGGAAACUGUCUGAGGAACGGGCCGCUGUACUGGCCAAAGAAGCUGUUGAGCUGUCCCUUGCUGGUGACAAAGUGCAAGCUUCUCGAAAGUUGAGAGAGGCAGCCGCUCUCGGCCAUGACAUUCCUGAUGUUCAGGAGGCCUUUCUGGCCAUCCACAACGACCAGCUCAAUUCGCCGCUCCUAGACCUAUGUCGGAGGUAUGCUCUUUAUCAUGACAACCGCGCAGGAGAAGAAGCCGUCAACUACCUGCGAAGUCCGGAAGCCUCCAACGCCGACUCGGUCGCCUUGGAAUGUCUUCGAAUCAUCCUUGACAGUCAGCCAGUCCCUAAAAUGUCCAAUGCACAGAAUUUCAUCAUUGCCGAACUCGCCCGGCAAAGCCCUGCAGUGAGGCAAUAUAUCGCCUCCGAGUUGGAACAAUCAACCACCAAGUUUUUUGAUAAUGUCUACGACCGGGGUGAUGACGCGGCUAACUGCCUUCGAUCCGUCGUCCUGGAUGAUAAACUAUGGCCCGCCGAGGAAGUGCGGCUCCGCGUGGAAGACGAUUUGUUUCAGUUGUUUCUUGCCAAACUCAUGGAAAGUGGCCAUGAUCAUGAUGGCAGAGCGCUUAAAGGCAUCGCUCUUCUACUUAUGGCCGAUACUCAUCGAUUACAAUCCUUCAUCGAUGAGGAGGCUUUCGAAGCUCUAAUGAGUUCCCUGGAUUUGAGACUGCCUGCUGAUGUCCGUGGCCAAGCCACCCUUGUUCUCUCCAAAUUCUUUGAAGUCGCCAACACUACGGGACAAGAAUACUUAUACAGGUAUAUCAAAACCCACGCCGAGCGCCAGAAAGGUGACGACCUCAUUCUAGCCUUUUCGGCGGCCGCCAAUUUGUUCCCCGUCAUUCCCACCAUGAUGGCUCAGCUUUUCUUGACUGAUGGAUUUCUGGCCUCUAUCAUGCCACUUCUCGAAAAACAAUCCGGCAGUUCCAAGGUGCACGACGCGUUUCUCAUGCUGCUGAACGCUGCAUGCAUUGACGGGGCGUGCCGCACAGCGAUUGCACAGUAUUGCUCAAAGUGGUUGUCACACAAAGUCAGUAACGGGACGGGCAAACAACCAUCAGUGGCAGCGACCGUGUUGGCCAAACUAAGGACGUCGGGGGUGAAGGCGGGAGAUCAGAGAGCCAACAAGGCGGAUGAUGAUGUUAGUGAGCUUGUCGAUUUGUUUAAAAAGACUCUUGUUGUGGAUGAAGAAGGCCGCAGCGUGUCUGACUCGAUUGAAGGUCUUGCGUAUACAUCUUUGAAACCCGAGGUGAAAGAAGCGCUCGCCACCGACAAGAAUUUUCUCAAAUCUCUGCUCCACACUCUCGAAGCCAAUAUUGAAUCCCCGGAGAUCAUUGUCGGUGGAUUGAGCAUCCUUUCGAAUCUUACUCAAUAUGCGCCGGUCCUGUCGGAAGAACAGAAGAAAAUGUCCCAGCUCAAAGCUUACGCCAACGCCACGAAACCUGCCGAUCCCAGUCCUCUGGAGAACGACGAUCACGUUCGAGCUCGAUGUACCGCCGUGGUCGAAGCCGGCGCAGUGGCGACAUUGACCAAGUUGAAUAAAGGCAGAUCUCCAGCCGCAGCUCAAUUGACCGACCGGAUCCUUCUGGCAUUAUCCAAAAAUCCAAAGGACAGAGGCAAGAUCGCGCAACAGGGAGCAGUCAAGCUAUUGGUGUCUCAUGCCCAGAAGAACCUUGAGUCGUCGGAAGUCGACAACAACAACAACACUGACGCCGCUCACGCGCUAGCCAGGGUAUUGAUAUCCUUGAAUCCAGCACAUGUAUUCGCACCCGGAACCACGCCGGACAUGACAGAAGCAGUGCCCCCCUUGGUGGCAUUACUGAAAUCCUCCAAAAGUGAAGGACUAACUAACCAACCGCGCGACCUACUGCCCGUCUUUGAAAGUUUACUCGCCCUGACCAAUCUCGCAUCGGCGCCGGAACCCUAUGCAGCCAACAUGAUCAUCAAGUCUGCAUGGGACGACAUUGAAGAUUUGUUGUUGGGAAACAACAACAUGCUGCGCCGCGCCGCGUGCGAGCUCAUCUGUAAUUUGACCACCAUAGCCGCUGGCGCCGAGAAGUUUGCAGAUGGCUCGAAACGCGCCAGCACCCGUCUUCAUAUCCUGGUCGCGAUGGCUGAUGUCGAUGAUCUCCCUACGCGACGAGCGGCGGGCGGUGCCCUCGCCAUGCUUACGGAGCAGUUUCCUUUGCCUGUGGGAUCGGCUUUGUUGGAUUUGGAGCGUGGGCCGGAGAUUGUUCUGGAGUUGUGUCGAGACGAGGAUGAUCCGGGUGUCGUUCAUCGAGGGCUGGUUAUUGUCAGGAACUUGUUGUGUGCGCCUGAUGAUGAAGAGCAUGCGGCGCAGCUUGUUCAAAGAGCCAAAGACGCGUUUAUCAAGGCCGGUGCUGUGGAGAAGCUGAAGAGUUGUAUGAGGAAGGUUCGGGAUCCUGCUUUGCUUCAGAUUGGGGUUGAGGCUCUGAAGGUCUUGGUUGAUAAUGGUCCUGGCACCGGCAGCGGCACUGGCAAUGACGCGCUGUUGACGACGGCAACAACGGCGAAACAGCAGUGA
Messenger RNA from Exophiala dermatitidis NIH/UT8656, 2604 nucleotides. Its product is annotated as DNA ligase (ATP). The coding region runs from base 1 to 2604 and encodes 867 amino acids. The transcript has 2 exons. NCBI's taxonomy places the organism in Eukaryota, Fungi, Ascomycota, Eurotiomycetes, Chaetothyriales, Herpotrichiellaceae. The record is from RefSeq and is a predicted model, not a curated record.